Talaromyces amestolkiae is the source of this 606-nucleotide messenger RNA. RefSeq lists its product as uncharacterized. NCBI's taxonomy places the organism in Eukaryota, Fungi, Ascomycota, Eurotiomycetes, Eurotiales, Trichocomaceae. The transcript has a single exon. Gene Ontology annotation, molecular function: catalytic activity; ferrous iron binding. The record is from RefSeq and is a predicted model, not a curated record. The coding region runs from base 1 to 606 and encodes 201 amino acids.
AUGACGUCCAACUCAAAGCUCGUUUCUCCGUCAUCGAUUGCCCAUUUCGGGCUUCGCACGACACCGGAUAGGUUCAAAACGAUGGUCAAAUGGCACGAGAAAUUUUGGGGUGGCCGGAUCGUUAUUCAAAAUGAGACUUUUGCUAUGUUCCAGUACGACUACGAGCAUCACCGCUUAGUUAUUCUCUCGGACCCCAAUGCUAAACCUGUGGAGGAUCGCAGGAAAGCUGUUGGGAUUUAUCAUAUUUCGUCUAGCCUCAAAUCCCUCUCAGAACUGGCAACAAGCUAUGAGCAGAAGAAAGCAAUGGACAUAGUACCUCACUGGCCAGUUAAUCACGGCAUGACUACGAGCAUGUACUACUUCGAUCCAGAUGGGAAUGAAUUCGAGCUUCAGGUUGAUAAUUUUGACACGCCCGAGGAAGCUCAGGACUUCAUCAAAAGUCCAGAGUUUAGCAUUAAUCCAGUUGGAGUCGAUAUCAAUGUGGAGGAAUGGAUUGAGAGAGUUAGAAGCGGAGAGGAUGAGAGGGCGAUCAAGACAAGGCCAAAUAUUGGGCCGAGAGCGACAAGGUGGGAGAAUUCUCUGUAUUUUAAUAAGGCGGUUGCAUAA